GAUCGCACACCAGAGGAAUAUUUAGAGGCGUUCGACGAUAGUUUAAACAACAGAGUGGAUACAGAGGUAGCUCAGCUUAGUGACGGAUUAUCUGAAAUCAUCGGUCUCGCUGAGAUAGCCAAAAAAGAUAAUUAUAAGAUUAGCAAAGAGGCAUUUCAGAUUAGCUGUCGUUCUGAGUCGAUGAUACGUUCAGCGAACAGCUUAUUAGGCAUAACCCAUGCACUUAAAAUGGUAAACUUCCUCGGUGAUGACCAGCAUCGUCUGGAUGUUUCCAGUGCACGCGCUGGCGUACUUAGUGAAGAGAGAAGACAGGCGAUUAGCGAAUUAGAAGCUGCGAUGGAACAAUAUAUGCAA
Molecule: messenger RNA, 354 nt
Organism: Wallemia mellicola CBS 633.66
Lineage: Eukaryota; Fungi; Basidiomycota; Wallemiomycetes; Wallemiales; Wallemiaceae
Exons: 1
Biological process (GO): regulation of transcription by RNA polymerase II
Cellular component (GO): mediator complex
Molecular function (GO): transcription coregulator activity
Source: RefSeq, a predicted model, not a curated record